This is a messenger RNA of Rhipicephalus microplus (southern cattle tick), 4038 nucleotides long. RefSeq lists its product as uncharacterized. The record is from RefSeq and is a predicted model, not a curated record. NCBI's taxonomy places the organism in Eukaryota, Metazoa, Arthropoda, Arachnida, Ixodida, Ixodidae. Gene Ontology annotation, molecular function: exopolyphosphatase activity. Gene Ontology annotation, cellular component: cytoplasm.
UUCGGAAAUGGCCGCGACUUGACUCUUCACCUUUUCGCUACAAUGCAGCCGAUGUUAGCUUCCCGUUAAGACGGUCUCUAUUUGUUUUCUCAUUGUCGUUAGAUACAUUUCGACAUCUGCGACGCACAGAAUGGAUCGAUUUCUCUCGGAGAGCAAGCGUAACUUGGAAAAGCUCGACGCUUUCACCAAAGUUCACGUCGUGCUGGGGAACGAAGCCUGCGAUUUGGAUUCCGCCGUUGCCUCCACCGUCACGGCGUACCUGCUGCACGAGCUUCAACCGGUCGCGACGUUACUCGUCGUUCCCGUGCUUAACAUCGCGAGGAAAGACGUCAAACUGCGGACGGAGAUCACGUAUUUCUUCGAACAUGUGGACAUCCCACUGGACACGCUGGUAUGCCGGGAUGAAAUUGACCUAAAGAAACUUCACUCUCAGUCAAAGUUGUCACUGACCCUUGUGGAUCACAAUCUUUUGCCCAAAGAAGAUGCUGACUUGCAACCUGCAGUCCAGGAAAUCAUUGACCACCACAGGUUGGAGACUUCUCACAGGUGUGACAAGACAGUUGAAAUGGUUGGGUCAUGCUGCACUCUGGUAGCCGAGAAAGUUUUCCACUCUAAGCCAGAUCUGUUAGCCCCUCAGGUUGCUCUAUUGCUUUACGGCACUAUACUCCUUGACACAGUGUGCCUCUCAGAGUCCGCACGGAAAACGACAGUGAAGGACUUGGAAAUGGUGUCUAAGUUGCAGGCGUUACUUCCCGACCUGGGCAAGGAGGAAGUGUUCAAGCCACUGUGUAGAGCAAAGUCUAAUGUUGAAGGCCUGACUUUGGAUGAGCUGCUUCGCAAGGACCUCAAGGCCGUCUGUUCAUCAUCAAAGCGCAUAGCGAUAUCAUCGGUGCCUGGAGAAUUGAAGAACAUCUGUCAGGAGAACACGAUGGAGGCAGAGCUGGGCAAGUUCUGCAAGACGCAUGGCUACAGUGCCCUCAUCAUCCUCACCAUAGCUGUUGAAGAGAAAAGCAAUUCAGUACAAAGGCAGCUAGCAGUCUUCUCUUCGGACAUUGUGCUCAAGCAGCAGUUGACUUCGACACUGUUGGCUGUGGGAGACCCGUCCCUGGAUCUUCAGGUUUCGCACAUGUCAACAGACCACCUCAUCACGUUUGCCCAGGGCAACACGCAAGCUUCAAGAAAAGUCAUUCUCCCAGUUGUGAGAAAGUUCCUCAACACCCUUGACGACAACAUCCUCCCCAAGAUGAAUGAGCAUUGCCCCCAGACAAAUGGCACUCUCAGCGUAAACAAUCAGCCUUGUGCACCAACAACCGUGAGCAGUCCUGAAGACACUGCGUUACGGGACCCCCCUUUCUCACCUUCUGAUUCUUCAAACAGCAUGUCUGAAACUGCAAAAGAUGGGGUUUCUUGCAGAGGCACAGAAAAAGUGAACGAUGAAAGCUUCGCUGCAGCAGUUGAUGCUGACGUACCGAGUCCAGCUGCCUUCCUCUAUCGAGCCCAGACUGUGGACUUCCCCGACAGUCCACACCUGAGGUCUGCUCAGAGGAAAACUGGUUCCACAUGCGGGGAAGAUGAAACAGAUGAUGAAGUUUUGUCUAGAGGGGAGCAUAUGUCAAUUUCUGAAGCUCGAAGAGCACCUUCCUGUUCUCCAACACCAGGCCAAGUAAGCAACCUUGAGUUGAGCCAGCCUUUGAGCCUGGCUUCAGAGCUGGAGGAGUACUACGAGGACAGCCUCCUGAGCGGGAGACUGGCCGUUCCAAAUUUAGAGAAGUCACCCGCACUGCCUCCUCUCUCAAGUCACUCAUCCACUCCCGAAUUCGAGGCUGACGAUGAGGAAGCCCAGCCUGUGUCGGUGCCGAGCUUAGGUUUUUCCUCGCCUAACAAUGACUCCUAUGCCCUUGUCAGACACUCAACGCCCAACGCGAGCAAGACUUCGCUAGACCUCAUAGCCGAACAGUAUUCUGAUGACGUUGCUCGCAUUAAUCUACACAACUUGCCUCCUCCCUUGGAAAAUGGCAACUCUUUUCUUUUCGAGGAGAAGGCCUCUGGAGAAUUGCCGGAUGAAGACCUUGUCGCAAAGAUAAGGAGUUGCUUCGAUGAGGUGAAAAUCAAAGACGGCUACGUUCUAAGCGGUCGACUGCAGGACCUACUGACACCGCAGGAAGUUGACGAGAUUGUCAACAACUACGUGUCGUACUCCAGCUUCAUCGACGACAACAUUCUAGAGGCUGUCGUGGAAUUGGCUGGCGGGAGCCUGAGGAACGGCAGCGGCUGUCAGAGUCGAGAAAAGAAAGUGAUUGUGCCAAACUUUGCGCCAUUUUCGGACGACUCCAGCGACAUUGUAGUCGUAGCUUACGAGGAGGACAACAGCGUCAAUCCUUGCAGCGUCGGUAAGACGGCGACCCUCGAAAAGAAAAGUUUAGCUCACUGCGGGGGCGUUGACACCCAAGAUGUUCCAGCCGCUGAAACCUUCCACUCCUUGAAGAGGAUAGACGUUGAGGAGUCUGUCCUGAAAACACUGGACAUGCUUCCCGGUACUGGAAUUGCAAACAGAUUCACGGCUGACUCGUCUCGUAGUUUGUCGUCGCUGCCGGCUAACCUUUCUUGGGAGGAACAAAAAGUCAAGGUGAAUGCUGCCCGUUCAGAUCCAGAACUACCGGUAGUGGCUCUCCCAGAACAACCCUUGAACGGCAGCGUUGCUCCUGCUGCUUCUGCAGUGUCUUCACCUGAGCUUGUUUUUGAAGAAAUGCAGCAGGAAAAUGACUACAGUGCCCCAGCAGAGAGGCCCUCAAGCCUGAGUGGUGCCAACAGGAGUAGACGCAAGAUUAAAGUGAACCCAGACAUCCUUCAUGCCCAGAUCGGUCUUGACGAUGACCAGAAGAGCCUCUCGUCGAUGAGCAACAAGAGUGACGGGGACGUCUUCUCACCUGCGGACGACCUGGCAACGCCAGAUAUCGAGACUCCUGAUGAACUGGGUGACUCUGUGCUGGGAAGAGAUGACUCGACCCUGAGUGACUCAAUUCCUGAGAUGUCUGCUCGAGAAGAGUACGCAGAGGAGAGAAGCUGGAAGACUUGCAACGUGGGUGGUGUCGAACGCAAGAUUGACAUGAGGGUGAUCGAGCCUUACAAGAAGGUGCUAUCGCAUGGAGGCUACUUCGGAGAGGAUCGUCAAGCCAUCAUUGUGUUUAGUGCGUGCCACCUACCUGAUCGGUGCCGGAGAGACUAUGACUAUGUCAUGGAUAAUCUGUUCCUAUACGUUUUGUCAACAUUAGACGAACUCGUGGUUGACAGCUACGUCCUGAUUUACCUUCACGGGGCCACCGAGCGCAGCAAGAUGCCCAGUUUUGGUUGGCUCAAGCGCUGCUACCAAAUGAUUGACAGGAGAUUGCGGAAAAACCUGAAGGGGCUUUAUCUUGUGCACCCCACCUUCUGGCUGAAGACUAUUGUUAUUAUGACCAGGCCUUUUAUCAGCUCCAAGUUUAGCAGGAAACUGCGUUUUGUAUAUAGCCUCGAAGAGUUGUCUUGGGUUGUGCCGCUAGACCACGUGUGCAUACCUGACAAAGUGAAGCAAUACGAUGCUGAGCGUAUCCUUGAAGGAUAGGAGAGCUUCACUCCUCUUCCUGGAGACUGGAGUUUGAGAACAUGAUAAAGGAGAAGAAGAGGAAACUGGGGAGCAAAAAGGUUCUUCCAGGAGCAAGGCAUGUUACGGAUGAUGUAUCCUAGUGACUUUGUUGCUCGUAGCACCUGGUGAGCCGAUGGAGCUGGUGCUUUGUCAAAACUGUAUUCGUUAUGACAGUUGUGAUUUCUAGCUUCUCGGCACUGUACAGAGUAGAGAAACCCUGGGCACUUGCAUUCACCUGGGUUGGUUGUACAGCUGACGUGUUUGUUGGCUUGUACUAUAUAAGAUUGUAAACCAGACAAGAAUAUUAUUUCAAAUAAGGAGCAGCUGCAAGUUAUGAGUAGGUCAUGUUGAGACCUGGGAAUGCAUGUAUUUAUAUUGUGUUUGUGAAAAUAAGUGUUUCUUUCGAAUGUCUUUUA